Messenger RNA from Synchiropus splendidus (mandarinfish), 4383 nucleotides. It is a transcript of the gene fbxl20, whose product is annotated as F-box and leucine-rich repeat protein 20. Gene Ontology annotation, molecular function: protein binding. Gene Ontology annotation, biological process: SCF-dependent proteasomal ubiquitin-dependent protein catabolic process. The record is from RefSeq and is a predicted model, not a curated record. The coding region runs from base 291 to 1601 and encodes 436 amino acids. Gene Ontology annotation, cellular component: SCF ubiquitin ligase complex. The transcript is spliced from 16 exons. Lineage: Eukaryota; Metazoa; Chordata; Actinopteri; Syngnathiformes; Callionymidae.
GGAGACAAUUAUUAACUUGGUGUUGAAACGACUGUGUUCACACAGAGUCGUGUCAUAUUGCUUUCUGUGAUAUCAUUAAUCAGGCGAUUGUUUUCACUUCAUCACUGCCACAAUGGAUCACUAGAUAUUUUCCCCAAAAUACUAAAUGGCAUAGCUGGGAUUUAGACACCGACAUCACGGAGAGGAGCUACCGAGGGGGUGAGGUAGCAUGGUAUUCGACAGGAAGGGCGAUCAUAUCUGCUUUUGUUGUGCCUAAACGGAGUCCACGGAAUCGGUGAUCAGCGUCCGACAUGGGGAAGGAGGUAAAUGGCGUUUCACGGAGCCGGUUUGAGAUGUUCACAAACAGCGAUGAGGCUGUAAUUAAUAAGAAGUUACCCAAGGAGCUGUUGCUAAGAAUCUUCUCCUUCCUGGACGUGGUGACCCUCUGUCGCUGUGCUCAAGUGUCCCGGUCCUGGAAUGUCCUGGCUUUGGAUGGCAGCAACUGGCAACGAAUCGACCUCUUUGACUUUCAGAGGGACAUUGAGGGCCGAGUGGUGGAGAACAUCUCAAAGCGAUGUGGAGGGUUUCUAAGAAAGCUGAGUCUCCGUGGGUGUCUCGGCGUAGGGGACAGCGCGCUGAGGACGUUCUCCCAAAAUUGUAGGAACAUCGAACUGCUUAGUUUAAACGGCUGCACCAAGAUCACAGACAGCACGUGUAACAGUCUCAGCAAGUUCUGUCCGAAGCUGAAGCACCUGGACCUCGCGUCUUGUACCUCAAUCACCAACCUGUCGCUUAAAGCUCUCAGUGAGGGCUGUCCCCUGCUCGAGCAGCUCAACAUCUCCUGGUGUGAUCAGGUCACAAAAGAUGGCAUCCAGGCUCUGGUCCGUUCCUGUCCUGGACUCAAAGGCCUGUUCCUCAAAGGCUGCACACAGUUGGAGGACGAGGCACUGAAGCACAUCGGUGCACACUGUCCUGAACUGAUCACGCUCAACCUUCAGACGUGUCCACAGAUCACUGACGAAGGUCUCAUCACGAUCUGCCGGGGUUGUCACCGUCUGCAGUCGUUGUGCGUGUCGGGCUGUGCCAACAUCACAGACGCCAUCCUGCACGCGCUGGGACAGAACUGCCCUCGCCUCAGAAUACUAGAAGUGGCUCGCUGCUCUCAACUUACAGACGUGGGCUUCACCACAUUAGCGAGGAAUUGUCACGAGUUGGAGAAGAUGGACCUAGAAGAAUGUGUUCAGAUUACAGACGGAACACUCAUCCAGCUAUCUAUCUACUGCCCUCGGUUACAAGUCCUGAGUCUCUCCCACUGCGAGCUGAUCACAGACGACGGCAUCAGACACCUGGGCAGCGGGCCCUGCGCUCACGACCGGCUGGAGGUGAUCGAGCUGGACAACUGCCCCCUGAUCACAGACGCCUCGCUGGAGCAUCUGAAGAGCUGCCACAGCCUGGACCGCAUCGAGCUCUACGACUGCCAGCAGAUCACCCGCGCCGGCAUCAAGAGACUCCGGACCCAUCUGCCUAACAUCAAAGUGCACGCAUACUUCGCCCCAGUCACUCCGCCCCCCUCGGUCGGGGGCAGCCGUCAGAGGUUUUGCCGCUGCUGUGUGCUUCUAUGAUGUAACGACAGCAACCCCCUCCCAACCCGACCACCGUACCUGAUCCCUGCAGCCCACCACUUGACCGCCGACCUGCUGUCCUCAUCCCAGCUCCCUCCGCUGACAAUGCUGGUGUGACCCCGCCCACCCCCGCUUUGGAGCUUCAGAGAGAGGAAGAGAGGGUAAAACCUUAGUCCAAAACAUUCCAAAAAAUGUCCCCCCACGACACGCAAACAUCUGCAUGUGUACAGAAACGCCUCAUUCCUCAGUAUUAAGAAGAACGUUGUAAAAAUGACGACUGUUUGGAGACUAAAAAUAAUGUUCUGGUGGUUCAGCUGACUCCUUUUAAAGCACUUUAAAAAAACACAGAUGGCGUCAUAAACCCACAGACACACAUUUCAUAUUGUUGUUGGCGGUGUUUACUAGCCGGAGGUGGAACUAUUGAGCAGUGUUGAUUCAUUUUAAAAGCUCCAAGUAAAUAUUUGUCCAAAAUACGAAGAUUAAAUGCAGCAAAAAAGGGGUAUAACAUUGUGAAAGGUCAAAAAGUCCUUUCCCCUCUCUCUGGCCAAUCAGAAGCUUCAAAACUACUGACUCAAAUAUUUUCUUAUUCUCAAGUGGGAGGGGCUUAAAAAAGAUGCCAAAUGUUGCAUGCAACUCUUCCUAGUUUAAAAAAAAAAGAAACUUAAAAUGUACAUAAGUGAGGACAGCAGCGUGGGAGGGAUGUGUGCGGAGGUCAGGUCUCUCCAACGGAACGACGGCGAAUGUGAGCUGGAGUUUUGGACGGGGGAAACAUUUAAAAAAAAAAAAAAAGAAGACACUACUAUUGGAAUGACUUUGACUGAGGAAUUCAUGGAAACCGGUUCGUCAAACAAUGGAAAGAAAAAGCCAACAUGAAAAACAAUCAAAACUUUUUUUUUCAUUAGUUUCCUCUUCAGAGAUGAUUCCGCUCUGCUGGCGGCUCUCCCAGUGUCGGACCCGAUGAAGCUGCAACUCCCAUACGGCCUUGCAGGGAAUGGAGUGACGAUGCCCGUUGCACCCUGCCACCUUGUGACCUCCGUUUUUUUGUUUUUGUUUUUUUUUUUUUUUGUCUGGGACCAGUGAUGCUGCUGCAGGUUGGAGGUCAGAACAGACAGCUAGUCACUUUUCACAAGUUAAGGCAAGAAUGAUGUCACAACGGAGGGCGAUACUGAUACUUUUUUUUUCCCCUCCUGCACAAGCGCCCUCGUCUUUUUUUCGUCUGCCACCUGCCCCUGAAACUGGUUUGUCUCCGUUUCUGAUGGAUCUCAGUCGUUUUUUUUUUUCUUUCUGUUUUGGUGUGGUGUGGAUUGCGCCUGCUAAUGUGUUUUGAAGUUCGGUGUCUCCACGUUGAAACUCAGCCCUCUGUUCAGUCCAAAUCUGAGACGUGUUUUUAUUCAGAGUUUAAUGUUACCGAGUGUCCGAGAGGACGUUUUAGCACCAGUGCAAUUGUAAUAAAGGUGAGCAGCAGUCUAAAUUGUUAUGUAUGAAUGAAGUACGUUUUACUUAUUGAAUGUUACCAUCAAGGUGAAGAUGGGUCUUUAAGCAUUGUGUGCCACUUUAGCAAUUUUAUUUUCUUCAAAUCCCCAAGUGUGCUUUCUGCCCCUCCUUAAAUUCAUAUGCCUUUCCAGAAACACCCAGUUGAUGCCCGGAUUCAUCCAUAUUGCUCAUAAGUCAAUGUGGGCUCAUGAUGUACUUCCACAAUCCUAAAACGGCUUUUAUGUUUUGGCAGUCUUCAGUGAAUGAGCGAUAAGUGUUCAACUGAAUAGCUGUGUGCGGUAUUUGAACAAUUUAAAAAACUAUUUGUGCAUCACUACAUAAGGGUCCCUUUUUAAAAAAAAAUAGUUUGGUUAUCGGAUAUAUAUUUUUUAAAAUUACUUUCUAUUGGCUUUUUUUAAACUGAUAUAAAACUUAUUUUAGCCAUCUGAAAUGCUUAUUGGCAGCAGCAUUACUUAUUUUCAGCCUGUGCAACUGCUUCUUUAUUUUCAGCAAGUUUUUAAAACACAACAACAAACACAUCAGUGGUGUCAGAGUGAUAGUGUUUAGUUUACUGGCUCACUGUUUCACACUCUAUCCAGUCAUUUUUGCGUUUUCAUUGCUUUUCAUUGUUGCUCACGUAGAAUGAAGAUUUGUGUUAAACACACACACCAGUACACCUUUUAUUUUCCACAUAUAAUUUCAAGUCCAUAUCUAUAUAAAACUAGCUUGUUUUCUCAUUUACAUUCAGAGUUUAUGAAUAAAUCCACUAAGACUCAUUUUCCAACUUGUAAAACAUUUUUGACUUCUGAGUUUUUUUUUAUUGAAACAGUGCAGCUGAAGUAUUUUCUUAAUGUUUUAAGGGAAUUAAAUAUUUAGAAUUGAAAUCAUCCCUAAAAAUUAUUAAGCCUUCAUUUUCCCAAAACGGAAACCUUUAUUUCCCCCCUGCUGCAAUGUUUAUUCAUGCUUUAUAAACUAUAUGUCGACUGCUAAAAUAUGUCAACCGCUAACCGUAUGUAUUUUUUUAAAAAGGGACUCUUAUUGCUGGUGUAAACAUUUUGUUGCCACGCCAAAUCUCCCCCGGUUCCUUGAACCACACCAUCACCAGCUGACCUGCAGGUCUAUCUCUUGUGUUUUCUCAGUCCCCAUCACUGGAUAACUGAUGACGAUUAGGACAGUGGGCAUCAUGGAUUGUCACAAGACAACUUUUCAAAAACAGAUCUGACAAUGACUUUAGUUUCUAUGACUGUAAAUCUUUUCCUCCUUUCUUUUUUGUACAAUUAACUGAUAUAAAUGAAAAUGUACGUAUGAA